UUUGCUCGUCGUGCAUUUCGUUCUCAGAGUUUCGGAUCAAGCGUUUUGGAAAUCGGUCUCUGGCGUUCGGUGGAAGAUGCCCAAUUCGGCGGGGGUUUCUGGAGUCUGAAGUUCGUUCUUCAUGGUCAUGUAUCCCAUUUCUUCAUGUAUGAUAAAAACCAAAAAGAUAUUAAACACAUUCGCCAGUCCACGGCUUGCGCCUCUCUUGAUCGACAUGGUUGUGACCUGUAAGCUACAUCAGCGUAUCGAUCAUGACACUAAUAGACAUCCUUUCUGGCAAAUGCAGUAUGAAGAGUCCCAUAUGGAGAUAGUCCCAUCUUUUCCUUGUGUUCACCCGAUACCACCCAAGUCCUAUACCAGACCACCGAACUCCGCUGCCAUUCUUGAGGCACCUACCCAAUACCCCAUUCAUAGAUCCCGCACCGGAACGAAGAACCGGGUUCCUGGACCUUUCGACCGCUCUUCAUCACUGAAAAAUCCAUCCUUUACAUUGGAAUUCACGUUACCGUCGUCCGCUUCCGAGUUCUCUUCAAUUUGUUGGCCGGAUUCCCGUGGCAUAUCGGCUUGUCUUUCGACGGUGGUGAGAGCAAGUCCAGCUACAGAUUGGAGUUGAUGCCAAGUGGUAUUUCCCAAUCCUGGGGCACUUGAUCCCGCUUCUGCAUGGACAAGGUCCGCUACAGCGUCGUCUUCGGGUCCAGUAUCUUCGAUUUUUUAUGUCGAUCGACAUGGUUGGACGACCACAUGUACUUCAGGUAGGUAAAAAUUUCCAUUCUACCGAAAUUCAUGAUGAUAC
Molecule: messenger RNA, 793 nt
Organism: Eremomyces bilateralis CBS 781.70
Lineage: Eukaryota; Fungi; Ascomycota; Dothideomycetes; Eremomycetales; Eremomycetaceae
Exons: 1
Coding region: 122-613 (163 amino acids)
Source: RefSeq, a predicted model, not a curated record